AUGGCUGAAGCAGUAGCACCACGACAUCCUCUUCCUCACGGAAGUGAAACACAUGAAAUUUGCCUGAGUUUCCCGUCCAUGGUAAAUUCCUAUGGCAUAUGGGAAAGCCUGGCUUCUCCAUCAGAUAUUUUUCAAGUAUUCUUUACCUCUUUUAGAGAUACAGAUGCUCUUGAUAUUCGCAGUCACACAUCUCAUUUAUGCCAUCCUCAAGCCUCUUGGAAUCACUUUCUUUGCCUCACAAAUGCCGGCAUUAUCUUGGGCCCUACAAUAAUGAAGAAAGCAGGAGGAUUCACUGCCAAAGUGUAUACUCAGGAAGUAGGUAUUAAAAUGCUUGAUAAUGUAGCGAUCUUCGGUUUCGGCAUGUUUUUGUUUCUGAUGGGAGUGAAAAUGGACGUCAAGAUGGCAUUUAGGACAACAAGGAGAGCCACAGUGAUAGGCUUUGCCUCCGUUUUAUGUCCUUUUUUGGUUGGUUUAAUUGUUUACGAGGCCUACAAAAAACCUGAUGAAACUAUUGUGUUAAAAGUUGAACGCUUCUUGGGAAUAACUGUUGAAUCUUUAACAGCAUUUUCGGUGGUCGCGUGCCUUCUCAGCGAGCUCAAGAUUGUAAAUUCAGAACUGGGGCGCCUGGCUCUAUCGUCGGCAGCCAUAUGUGACUUGUGCAACUUAGUUAUAAUGUUCCUUAUUACCUUCGCAAAAAAUUGGAUUUUGUUGCCGUCAAUGGCGGUAAAGCAAGCAGGACUAAUGGUUCUUUUCAUCGUAGUUCUUUUUUGCGUGUUUCGUCCAUUGAUGUUUUGGAUGAUUAAACAAACACCGGAAGGAAGGCCGAUAAAUGAAGUACACAUUACAAUCAUCUUGAUGUUAGCUUUAGGGUGUGGCGUAUUUACCCAUUGGUACAAUGAAUCUCCUUUAUUCGGUGUUUUUCUCUUUGGUUUUGCUGUCCCCGACGGACCGCCCAUUGGAUCUGCCCUGGUAGACAAGUUUGAGUGUUUCGCCAACGGUUUCUUUCUAGUGGUUUUCGUAACCACAUCAACAAUGAGAGUUGAUCCAAUGAAAGUGUUCACUCAUGAGGCUGCAGUCGGAUUUUCAAUCAUUUUUCCCAUUCUGGCAUUCAUUACCAAGUUUAUAACCUGUUUCGUAGCUUCAUUUUGGAACACGACGACGUGGAGGGACUCAUUGGCUUUUGCUCUCAUCAUGAGCAGCAAAGGCGUGAUCUCAGAGAAAACUUUUAGUAAGUUUUCCAUUUUAAUUCUAGUAAAUGCAACUAUAAUCCCGAUCCUGGUGAAGCACCUUUACGACCCCGUUUCCAGAAAACAUGCGGUCCAUCAGAAAAGAAGCAUGGUGCACUUAAAACCCAAUGCUGAACUCCGAAUUCUCGCAUGUAUCCAUACACCUGAACAUGUCCAACCCUUGAUAGACGUGCUCGAUAUCACCUGCCCUACAAAACAGAGUCCUAAUUUUGUUUACGCCCUUCACCUCAUCCAACUUGCUGGUCGUGACUCUCCGGUUUUUAUAGCUCACCACAAAAAUGGAGCGGUGGGUUCCUUUGAACACAUUGUUGCUUUCAAUCAUUAUGAGCAAAACAAUUGGGGAUUGGUCAAAGUAAAUGCAUUCACAGCAAUCUCUCCGCCUAAACUCAUGCACGAGGAUAUCUGCAAUCUGGUCCUCGACAACCAAAUAUCCUUCCUACUUCUUCCAUUCCAUAGAAAGUGGUGUAUUGAAGGUUCUGUUGAAGCUGAAAACAGUGUGAUAAGGAACCUGAAUCGCAACGUCCUGGAUCGAGCCCCUUGCUCGAUAGGGAUUCUUGUUGACCGCGGGAGAAAACUGUCGUUGUCGAGGUCAUCGUUUUACUCCAUUGGCAUGCUCUUCAUAGGCGGCAAAGACGACCGGGAGGCUUUAACAUUAGCUAAACGCAUGGCCCGUGACCCUACCGUGAAGUUGACCGUCAUCCAUCUCCUUUCUGAAAAAGACCGCGGUAAUGUCGACUGGGACAUGAUGCUUGAUACUGAGAUAUUGAAAGGUGUCAAGCAAAAUGAAGUUAGUAACAUAAUGUAUAUAGGAGAAGUUUCGAACAAUGGACCGCAAACUGCGACUAUCGUUCGAUCGGUUAUGGAUGACUUUGACUUGAUGAUCGUCGGUAGACACUACGGGGUGGAUUCGGUCCAAACAAAGGGUUUAACGGAAUGGAGUGAAUUCCCAGAAUUAGGUAUUAUGGGAGACAUCCUUUCAUCCCCAGAUUUAGUUAGUAGGGUAUCUGUACUAAUUGUGCAGCAACAUCAUGUUGUCGUAGGUAAACAUUAG
This is a messenger RNA of Hibiscus syriacus, 2298 nucleotides long. Its product is annotated as cation/H(+) antiporter 4-like. The transcript is spliced from 3 exons. Gene Ontology annotation, molecular function: antiporter activity. The record is from RefSeq and is a predicted model, not a curated record. Lineage: Eukaryota; Viridiplantae; Streptophyta; Magnoliopsida; Malvales; Malvaceae. Gene Ontology annotation, biological process: regulation of pH; proton transmembrane transport. Gene Ontology annotation, cellular component: endomembrane system; membrane. Bases 1 to 2298 code for a protein of 765 amino acids.